AUGGCUCCUCUAUUGACAUGUGUUUUGCUUGUGAAAACCGGACUCCAAGGUUGGGAAAAGGUGUUGACUAAAAUAUUUCAAGGCAUUGAAGGUUUAACUAUGAACAUGGAGGAAGUACCAUACUGGAUGUUGCAAAAUUUACAAUGUGAAGUUGGUUUUUCGCUGACGUAUGUAGGAGGCGAAGUUGAUCCUUUGAUCUUCAUUAAGAAGUUGUAUAAAGCGAGAGAUUUCACUAUGCUCUACCGAAUGGAUUAUGGAUAUGAAGAGAAUCCAGACGAAACCCGUAAACCAAAUAAUCAAUUCAUGAGAUGUAUAUUCACACUAGACACAUUAGAAGAAGGCUGGGAUAAGAGGAUGAUAGGAGCUUUAAAACCCGUCCAAGGUGUAUCAUUUACCAUAGACCAAAUAGCACAAAUGGUAUAUUUAUGUGGGAACAUUGAAUUUGGAAUACUGAUGAAGACGGUAGGGAAGACGGGCAUUCAUCUAUUGGCAAUGGAGUAUGGAGUCGAGUGUAAAGAUCCAAACCUGAAGCCACCAGCCAAAACGCUUGAAGCUCCUCCUCCUCCUCCUCCUCCUGCAAGUGAAUCUAAGGCGGCACAGCCCACGAAAGACACUGUGCCACCUACUCGUCCUGAAGAUGUUACAUGUAUUUUGCUUGUGAAAACCGGACAAGGUUGGGAAAAGGUGUUGACUAAAAUAUUUCAAGGCAUUGAAGGUUUAACUAUCAGCAUAAAGCAAGCACCAUACUGGAUGUUGCGUAAUCUACAAUGUGAAGAUGACUUUUCGUUCACGUAUUUACGAGGCGAAGUUGAUCCAUUGAUCUUCAUUAAGAGGUUGUAUAAAGCGAGAGAUUUCACAAUGCUCUUCCGAUUGGUGUAUGGAUAUGAAGAGCCUCCAGAAGAAACAAAUAAUCAAUUCAUGAGAUAUUGUGAAUUCAUGCUAGACACACUAGAAGAAGGUUGGGAUAAGAGAAUGAUAGGAGUUUUAAAACCCCUCCAAGGUGUAUCAUUUAUCAUUGAUGCAGAAACACAAACGGUAUCUUUAAAAGGGAACAUUGAGUUUGGAGUACUGAUGAAGACGCUAGGGAAGACGGGCAUUCGUCCAUUGAAUAUGGACUAUGGAGUCGAUCCAAACCUGAAGCCACCAGCCAAAACGCUUGAAGCUCCUCCUCCUCCUCCUCCUCCUCCUGCAAGUGAAUAAGCAAUGGCGGAUCCAACUCCGGACGAGGCUCAUGAGAGAAGUUUAGCCACUGGUUUGCUUUGUGGUAUUCUCAAACAAACCUUGAUUAGCCGACCUGAUUUUAAGCUGGUUGUGAUGAGUGCAACACAAGACAAGCUCCACGAGCUGCACUAG
Molecule: messenger RNA, 1353 nt
Organism: Thlaspi arvense
Lineage: Eukaryota; Viridiplantae; Streptophyta; Magnoliopsida; Brassicales; Brassicaceae
Source: the annotation of a GenBank genome assembly